Caretta caretta (loggerhead turtle) is the source of this 8618-nucleotide messenger RNA. It is a transcript of the gene NTRK3, whose product is annotated as neurotrophic receptor tyrosine kinase 3. Gene Ontology annotation, biological process: positive regulation of kinase activity; protein phosphorylation; multicellular organism development. The record is from RefSeq and is a predicted model, not a curated record. NCBI's taxonomy places the organism in Eukaryota, Metazoa, Chordata, Testudines, Cheloniidae. Gene Ontology annotation, cellular component: plasma membrane; signaling receptor complex; axon. Gene Ontology annotation, molecular function: ATP binding; neurotrophin binding; neurotrophin receptor activity.
UCUCUGUGCGGAGGAGCAGAAACAAGAAACUAAAGAAAAAAAAAAAAGCACGUAAAAAAGCGCUGUAGAAGAGCAGAGCAAAUUAAGCAGCCCCCGGAUCCGCUUGGGUUUGCGCUUGCCAAAAAUGCACCAUGCAUCUUAAUUCGCUCUGCUGCUCAGCUCUCACACGCGGCUCUCCUGGUGCCAUUUCGGCGCUCUCAGGCCAGCCUCUCCAACACUUCAUUCUUCUUCGGGUGUGUGCGUGUGAUGGCAGAAUCUGCUGGUGCAAGGGAGCGAAAGAGAUCCCCCCCCCUUGCCUUGCAGCUCGCCGGGCAGUUCCAGACGAUCCACUGGGUCCCCGUUGCAUUGUUCCCAGCCGCCUCUAUUUUGGCGGGGGUGCAUUUUCUCGAAAGUGCUUCUUGGGCGCUCUCCAAUCUAUUUUACACCCACCCCUGGGAGCUGCCUGUUAUCUCCCCGGGAUCCUGAGCAAAGAAACGCCUAACCCGGAAUCCGCGCCGGGGUCAGGCUCCUCGGUUUCAGUGCGUGUCUUUCCGGCGGGCUGUCCGGAUUGCAGCGAAAAAAAUAAAAUAAAAUAAAAAGGAGAAAAAGAAAGUAAAAGCAGCGGAAGACAAUCUCCCCUCCCCCUCUUCUCAAUUGCAAUCCCAACUGGAACUUUCCCUCUUCCAGCCGGGAUGCCUUUCCUCCUCUCCAGUCCUCAGCUUUGAUCCCAGCCUCUUCUUUUAAGUGGAAGGGGAUGGGGGGUGGGGAUCCUUUUUAUUGCAGAGAGGGAAACACGCCGAGACGGGAUUUCUUUGCAGGCACUUGUGCAAUCUAGCUCUACGGAUACGCAUAUAUUUUUGCACGCAUCUCCUGCUGCAGCAGAUCCAGCCAGCGUGGGGGAGGGCAUGGAGAGGGUGCACCCUCCUCUCCUGAUCCUCUCUUCUUGCCUCUGUGUGGGUUUUUUUGCAGAAGCAGCAGUCGGAGAUGGAUGUCUCUCUUUGCCCUACCAAGUGCAGUUUCUGGAGGGUAUUUUUGUUUUGGAGCAUUUGGGGAGACUAUCUGCUUUCGGGGCUGGCUUGCCCUGCGAAUUGCCUUUGCAGCAAGACAGACAUCAAUUGCAAGAAGCCGGAUGAUGGGAACCUCUUCCCUCUCUUGGAAGGGCAGGAUUCAGGCACCAGCAAUGGGAACACCAGCAUCAACAUCACUGACAUCUCAAGGAACAUCACUUCAAUACACAUAGAGAACUGGAAGAACUUGCAGACGCUGAACGCUGUAGACAUGGAGCUGUACACGGGACUCCAGAGGCUGACAAUCAAGAACUCAGGACUUCGCAGCAUCCAGCCGCGAGCCUUUGCCAAGAACUCUCAUUUGCGCUACAUAAACCUCUCCGAUAACCGGCUUACCACACUGUCAUGGCAACUCUUCCAGACACUGAGACUUUCUGAACUGACACUUGAAAGAAACCUUUUUAACUGCAGCUGUGACAUCCGCUGGAUUCAGCUCUGGCAGGAGAAAGGUGAAGCAAAUCUGCAGAAACAGGAGCUGUACUGCAUGAACAUGGAGGCUGCUGUCAUUCCCCUGCAGGAGAUGAACAUCACCCAGUGUGAUCUGCCCGAGAUCAGCGUCAGCCACAUUAACCUGACUGUGCGGGAAGGCGAGAAUGCGGUGAUCACGUGCAAUGGCUCAGGCUCGCCGCUGCCUGAUGUAGACUGGACAGUUGCCGAUCUGCACUCCAUCACUACUCAUCAGACGAACCUCAACUGGACUAACGUUCAUGCCAUCAAUUUGACCCUGGUGAAUGUCACCAGUGAGGAUAACGGUUUCCUCCUGACAUGUAUUGCUGAGAACGUGGUGGGAAUGACCAAUGCCAGUGUGCUGCUCACGGUCUACUAUCCGCCACGCAUUCAGAGCCUGGAAGAGCCAGAGCUACGUCUGGAGCACUGCAUUGAGUUUGUGGUGCAUGGGAACCCGGUGCCCAGCCUUCACUGGCUGCACAAUGGUCAGGUCCUCAGGGAGACUGAGAUCAUCCGCAUGGAGUUCUACCAGCAGGGUGAAGUGUCUGAGGGCUGUCUACUCUUCAACAAGCCCACUCACUACAACAAUGGCAACUACACCCUCGUGGCCACUAACCAGCUGGGGACAGCCAACCAGACCAUCAAAGGGCACUUCCUCGAGAAGCCCUUUCCAGAGAGUACGGAUAACUUUGUUUCAAUUGGUGACUAUGAAGUGAGCCCCACCCCACCUAUCACUGUGACCCACAAACCAGAGGAGGAUACAUUUGGGGUAUCCAUAGCAGUUGGGCUUGCAGCUUUCGCGUGUGUCCUCUUGGUGGUGCUCUUUAUUAUGAUCAACAAGUAUGGUCGAAGAUCCAAGUUUGGGAUGAAAGGUCCCGUGGCAGUGAUCAGCGGGGAGGAGGAUUCUGCCAGCCCCCUCCAUCAUAUCAACCAUGGCAUCACCACACCCUCGUCGCUGGAUGCUGGCCCGGACACGGUGGUGAUCGGCAUGACCCGUAUCCCUGUCAUCGAGAACCCCCAGUACUUCAGGCAGGGCCACAACUGCCACAAGCCAGACACAUAUGUUCAGCAUAUUAAGAGGAGAGACAUCGUUCUGAAGAGGGAACUGGGAGAAGGUGCCUUCGGGAAGGUGUUCUUGGCCGAGUGCUACAACCUUAGCCCCACCAAGGACAAGAUGCUGGUGGCAGUGAAGGCUCUGAAAGACCCCACUUUGGCAGCCCGCAAGGAUUUCCAGAGGGAGGCAGAGCUGCUCACCAACCUGCAGCAUGAGCACAUUGUCAAGUUCUAUGGGGUCUGCGGUGAUGGGGACCCUCUCAUCAUGGUCUUUGAAUACAUGAAGCAUGGGGACCUGAAUAAGUUCCUGAGGGCGCAUGGCCCAGAUGCUAUGAUCCUGGUGGAUGGGCAGCCUCGACAGGCCAAGGGGGAGCUGGGGCUGUCCCAGAUGCUGCACAUCGCUAGCCAGAUUGCCUCUGGAAUGGUGUACCUUGCUUCCCAGCACUUCGUCCACAGAGACCUGGCAACCAGGAACUGCUUGGUCGGAGCCAACCUGCUCGUGAAGAUCGGAGACUUUGGGAUGUCAAGAGAUGUCUACAGCACUGAUUACUACAGGGAAGGGCCGCAUCCGAAGGGCCAAUGCAGCGCAGCGUGGCAGCGGCAGAGACUAGCACGACCAGCAGCUAAAACAGGGGCCUCUACGUUAUUCACUACACACCAUACAACAUCUGCAGUGAAAGAGGAAAGGAUGCUGUGGAUACCACCCUCAUUCAUGACACACCAUACAAUAUCUGCAGUGAAUGAGGUUGGAGGACACACCAUGCUGCCCAUCCGCUGGAUGCCCCCUGAGAGCAUCAUGUACCGGAAGUUCACAACGGAGAGUGACGUGUGGAGCUUUGGGGUGAUCCUCUGGGAGAUCUUCACAUAUGGGAAGCAGCCCUGGUUCCAGCUCUCAAACACAGAGGUCAUCGAGUGCAUCACCCAAGGCCGAGUCUUGGAGAGGCCUCGAGUUUGUCCCAAGGAGGUUUAUGACAUCAUGUUGGGCUGCUGGCAGAGGGAACCUCAGCAGCGGCUCAACAUCAAGGAAAUCUACAAGAUCCUUCAUGCUCUUGGCAAGGCCACACCAAUCUACCUGGACAUCCUUGGCUAGCAGUGGCCACUUGUCAAAAGUUCCUGCUCCUUCCUUCCUCCACCCAUCCUACCUCCUCUGCUCCCCACCCCUUUCAGCCCCCAAGCAAACAUCUUCAUAUAAACUCAAGUGCCUGCUACACAUACAACACUGAAAAACAAAACAAAACAACCUGUAAGGCAGUUUGGCUUAUAUAUAUUUAUAGAUAUAUAGAUAUAGAUAUAUAUACCUUCCACACCAAUACAGAAAGAAGCUGCUGUUACAGAAACUAUAAGACUUUAAAAAAUAAAACAAAAAAGAAGAGAAGAAACUUAAAGUACUUAAAAAAAAAAAAAGGAGGAAUCUUUUCCCCCAAGCUGUGGAGAAGUGAAACAUGACCUUGCUGUGCUUUGUCCGCUCGGGCUGAGCUCAAGACUCUUGCUAGCGCAGAGACUCAGUCCCAGGGAAAAGCUCUGGGAGGAGACCCUGCCCCGUUUGUAAGAUAUGCACUGAAUGUGUGACUCAGUCCCUGCCUGGACAUUUGGGCUCUGAGCCAGGGCAGUGCCCCUGGAGGAACUUGCAAUUCCACCCGCCCACCUUCCCACCCUUUUCCUCCUUUUGACAUUGCAGGACAAUUUUUCUAAUUUGCCAAUUCUUAAAUGUAUAGACUCAAGGCUUUCGGAACAUACAGUAAAGGAUCGCGGCACCUACGGGUAAACCACACACGAGAAACAGCCACCCUCCCACAGAACACAGACAAGAGGAACUGAACCUUUCUAUUGCCCAGCGCCAAUCCUUUGUCAGACUCUGGGGAUCAGUGCCGGGGACCAGAGCAGCUGCCUGGGAGAGCCAUACAGAGAGCAGAGUUGGGGAGGGGUCUGUGCCAUUGUAAGGAUGCUUUGACCUCACUUUGGCAUGCGGGACAGGCACCCAGCCCAUGCGUCGCCCCCAAAUAGGGGGUGUUUUUGAAAGCAAAACCAUCCACCCUGCUUAUUUUGCCAGGAGACAUGGUAGAGAUGUGAGGAGAGCCCCCGCCAUACAGAUGGGCCAAAUUCAUCCCUGGCGCAACAGCGCUGAAAUCAGGGCUUUCCCCCCCCAGCGUGUGUUCAAAGGCUGUAGUUUGUCAUCUGGCUGGGGACUGGCUUGCACGGCUUCAGGGGUGCUCUUCAGGGUUAGUACGCCAUGCUGCCCCUCCUUCCUUUCCCCCACCUCCACCAUCCACCCCCCUCUCCCUUGGUCCAAUACCUAGUAUAUCUGCCAAAGGGAUGGGGGUGGUGCAGGGGAAACGAAGGGGUCUGGGAGAUGGCUGGGAACCUAUCAGCACCUGCCCAGGCCCUGUUGACAUUCCCCUCACGUCUCCAGGCCCUGAAAGGAUUGAUGCAUCUGCCUUUGAGCUGCUGUGAAAAUGCAGAGGCUGAAGAAUAGCUCCACUGGUAACCCGGGGAGCUGGGGGGAGGGGAAGGUGGUGCUUUCCCGAGUAGACGGCUCAGCAAAUGGCCACUGCGGCCAGCCUUGCAUGUCAAUGAGGACAAAGGCCUGGCCAAGGGGACUGGGACAGCCAAGGGAGGGGCAGAGAAGCAGUCCCUAUCCCACGCCCCCAUCAAUAAAAGGAAUCAACUUCCUGGCAAAAGGCUUCCUCAGAGGUGGGCUCCUGCUCGAAGCAGGCCUGGGAAACAAAACAUUUCUGGUUCGUUUCUCCUCUGGCUAAUGGAGGAUGAGGGGACAACAUGCCGCUUGGCAGCUCUAGCCAGGAGGAGGGUGCUGUCAAGGCAGAGUUUGAAAGGUGACAGCUGUAGACCCAGAAAUAGCUUGUUGGGAUGUGGCCCUUGUCAUGGAAGGAGUGGGGGGAUCUUCUCUCCUCCCCCCAUCCAACACCCCCCUCCCAGAGCAAUCGACAGGGCAGGCUGCAUUCGAGAAAGGAUGCUUCUGUCCAGGUGGUGACAUAGUUGUGGCUCGCUGCACAGAGGAAACCCCCUUCUCCGCCCCAUACAAUCACCCCAUUUAUCUGAAGCUGUCUUGCUGCUGGCUUAAAUCAGAGGAGGGGGCCCUGGCACAGGGAGGGGAAGAAAGCAGAUCCAGGGGAAGGCCCCUCUGGUGCUAGUGGAGUAGAGUCUGCAGGGGCUGAGGCUGCUGGAGAGGGGUGGGUGCAGUGGCUUAUUUGGUCCAGGUGGUGCUUGCUGUAAUAAAGACAUUGGGGAGGGGAGGGGAGACAAAAUGUGACUCCUUGGCCCGCCUUACAAAAACCAGGAUCUGUCAGUGCUUGGCGGUAAGGGGCGAGGCCAGUGCAGCAGACUCUGGAGUCAGGGCAGUGUGCUGGGUUGUUUCGUUACAAUGCUGAAUGAUUGUGUACGGGUCACUUUGAAUAACAGAACUGAGCUGUUGGCGGGAGGACAGGCAGGGAAGGGGUGUUAAUGGCCCCAGAGAUCAUAGAGAAACCACAAUCUAGUGCCCCACUCCCCCCAUGCUCUGCAUGGCUUUGUUCUCCUGGGGCACCUGGACAAUGGGAGCUGGCUUUGGUGAGGGGGACACCCCGUCUUUUCCCUUCCUCCCCGCCAUUUAACUAACCCUUCAAACCCCUUUCCCCAGUCAUAGCACUCAUAGACCCUACAAUUCCAUGUUAAAUUCAGGAGCACCCCACCUUCCAGCUCUGCUGCAAACCAGGGAUCCCUCCCAACCACCCCAUCCCAUCGGUGGUGGGUUCCCCAAGCCAGCUCUGUGUGUGGGCAUCUGAGCAAGGUCAGGGCAGGAGCAAGGAAAGACAUCAGGCCUGAAUGCAGCAUGGUUUUUAAUAACUGGUCUAAUGAAAAGAAGAAAGAUGUCCCCUGAAAGAUGUUAAGCUCUCGACACCGAGAUUCAGGCUGUCAGACUGCCCCAUUCUUAGCCCCACCAAAUGCAAUUAUGGCAUUGGGGAAAGGUUCUCUUGUCAAAGCUUGUUUUGAGCAGCUGCUCAGCAAAAAAGCAAGGCAGGGUUGAUACCGUGGCAUGGAGUCUUGAUUCCCCUGCUGCUGUUGCUUUGGGCCUGUGCGUGUCAGGUUUUGCUUCUGUUAGUUUAGUUUCUGUACGGGUGAGAGGAAAUAGUUGCAGACGUGCUGUGGGAGUUGGGAAGGACACUGGGCCGAGUUAUAGGGGAAAAUACCCAGGAGUCUCCUGUUUGCUGGAAUUAAUACAGAGCCCCUUUAGUCUGCGUGGGUGGCUCUUUCACCCACCACAGGACCAGAAGUUCCUGAUGGCUGUGGAGCCUUUGUGGUCCCACUGUGUCAGAGAUAGCUCAGGGUUUGGGGAAACCCAUACAGUGUGCCCCAAAGCAAAGAUCUACUCUAGAAUGUGGGUGCCUUUGUGGGCCAGGGAGGCACAAGUGACUCCAACAUUGUGCAGAUCAUCCAUUUGCUCCCCCCAUGAAGAGGGUUAGCUAUUGCUCUGCUGCCAGGAACACCAGAGCUCUCCCCCAGCCUGGCUACUCAUGCCAUGCCCAAGGACCGCAGUUGACUCUGGCUUAGGCUUAUUUCAGUUCCCCUCCCCACAUCCCCACACCAGGGCAUUCCCAUUACUCGACUCCUUUAACUGAGCUGGUCCCCAAAUGCCUUUUGAAAGGGGAAGUGGGCCAGACCUGAGGGCGGUCCUGGACCUUAGCUGAGAACAGGACUGUUGCCCUUCCUGGCACUGGCAGUGGGGCACUUUUACUUAGGGAAAAGAUUAACCCAGGCAAAUCCCUUCGAGGGUUUCACCUAGAUGGACACCUGCUGGGCAAGAGGGCGCUGUGCUGUGGUUGGCCCUGGGUUGUGGUCUCAGUGACCUCAUGUUUUGUUUUUUUCACGUCUGUGAUUUCCCAUUUCUAACAUUUAGGUGAAGCGGAUACUUCUUGAGGGUGGGCUAUCGAGCACUCAGUGUUUAAAUGGGGCUCAACCCCAUCUCUUGAAGUCAGCCUUCUAUUUUGCAUGCCUGUAUUGUUGCUCACAAAGCUUUCUACACUCCAGUUUUUGCACACACCUCUUAGACUUGGAUGGUCAUUAGAUGCUUUGUUUGUGCAAACCUGAUCAGCUGGCACAUGCAUGUGAAUUCAGGGUUUUGAAUUUGCAUGAACUUGGGUGUGAAAAAUGGCAUGCAAAAACUUCAGUGUGGGGGAAUAUAUGUGCAAAAGCAAGUGUGAAAAUGGGGUUCCAUUACAGAGGCUGCUUUUGAAAAUGUGAUCUUCAAAGCAUGUCCGAUUGCCUCUCUCCAGUAGUGGGUAGAAUAAGCUGUCUCAAUUAGACAGCACUUGGAAAAGACCUCGUAAGGAAGGGGACAGUAUUACAAGUCCAGCACACUACUUGGGUUAAGUCAGGGAUCGGCAACCUUUGGCGCACGGCCUGCCACGGUAAGCCCCCUGGUGGGCCAGGCCUGUUUGUUUACCUGCUAUGUCCUCAGGUUUGGCCAGUCGCAGCUCCCGAUGGCCGUGGUUCGCCACUCUGGGCCAAUGGGGGCUGCGGGAAGCAGCGGCCAGCACAUCCCUUGGCCGUUAAGUAAACCAUAACAUCCCUGGGUUAAGUAAACCAUAGUUGUAUUAGGAAGGGCUAGUGUUCUAUUAAAUUCCAAGUGGUGCUGAUGGUAGAAACUGAAAUAAACAAAAAAUAAAUUGUGUGACUGAGACUACAGGAAAAUGAGGCUAUAACUCUGGGCAAACCCUGGCGAAAAAGCAAAGGUCACCAGCAGGCAGGGGUCUGAACUGUGCUGUGUUGUGAGCUUUUCUCAUCUGAAAUACAAGCAGAACAAGGCCUGAGCAAUAUUAAACCUUUCAGGGACAAAGGCAGGGAAAUCCAAAGCUAAGGCUGUUGUUUUCUCUUCCGAAGAAAGGCUUUUACUUCUUAGGACCCAAGUGCUUUUGCUGCCUAAUGUGCUAGCGAUAUCAGCAACUGUAACUGCAGAAACAGAGAACCGGGUCUCGGCUGGCAGGUGAAGAAAGACUUGAUUUAAGCGCUGUUGUUCGUUGGGUGUAUGUAUUUGUCAUUGGUGAGUCUGCAUCUAAAGUGUGUUCUGUUCAGAGCUGG